CUGCGACACUGCUCAGCUCCACCACACUCCGCCUUACCAUGGCGGCCACUACGAGCGCCUUCCCCUCGCGGGUAGAGGCGUCCGCCGACCUGGCGGCCAGCCUCGGCAAGAUCCGCCACCACACAGCCUCGAAGCUCGAGAACCAGAAGGCGCCUGCGCAGCUCCUCGUGGCCAUCGAGGCGACGCUCGACGAGCAGCGCAUGGCCGACGCCGGCGACGCCGAGCGCAGCCCGACCGAGUACUUCUGCGCGCUCGAGGCGAUGCUGGCCAAGGCGCUGGGCGAUGGCGCGCCCGCCACGCUGCUGCCUUCUUCCUUCUACCUCCUCUCCAUCGUCGCGCCGUACGUCGCGCCGGCUGUGCUCAAGGCCCGCCUUACGGGCCUGAUGGAGCCGCUUGCUUUCGUGCUCUCCAACCCGCACCCGUCGGGCUCCUCCACUGCCGAGAACCACGCCGCGCUGCUGCGCUCCGCCCUCGGCGUGCUGCAGGCAGUGCUGCUCGCACUCUCGACGGACCGCGCCACGCUCGACCGCGACCUGCGCCUGCGCGGCUGCUGGAACUCGGUGCUCGAGCUCUGCACCGACUCGCGGCCAAAGGUGCGGAGACGUGCCCAGGACGUCGUCUCGGCCGUGCUGGCCGAGAGCGGCGCCGGCUCGUCGACGGGCACCAAGGCGCACCCUUACACGGCACGCACGGCCGAGUGGGCCAUCAAGGCGCUGGAGGGCGUCGCAAACGCAGGCGGCGUCGCGAGCACCAAGGGCAAGGCGAGCAAGAAGCCCGUGGCGCUGGCGCCGGAGUACGACAAGAAGAGCGGCAAGGCCAAGGGCGCCGAUGCGGCUGCCGCCGCUCGGCAGCAGCAGGCGUCCGACGGCGGCGCCAGCGCGGGCAUCUGGGUGUGCGGCUUCCUGAAGCUGCUAGCGCCGACGAUGCCCGGCAAGUACCUCACGCCGCUCAUCAACGUCCUGCUGCGUCUGCCCGGCCUCACAAAUCCGUUCUUGACGGUCGCCGCCUUCGAGGUGUUCGAGUCGCUCUUCCGUCCUUCUCGGCCCGUUGCAGGCUCGGAGAACCCGCUCGCUGCGCUGGCGUCCAGCGGCGCUCACGCUUCGCGCGCUGUCAACCAGACUGACUCGCUCGUGCGCACGCUCGACGCGCUCGCCUCGCCCUCGAUCGCCCCCAGCGCAAGCGAUGCGCAGCUCCUGCCGCCGUACCUGCGCGCGCUGGAGCACGCCCUGGUCGCAUACUCUCGCGUCGAGCAGGGCAAGCCGGCAUGGGCGCGCGUGCCGGCGGUCUGGGCUGAGAUCUUCGAGCUGAGCCUGUCGUCGAAGAGCAAGGCCAGCCGCGAGCAGCCGGCUGUGCGCUCCGCGGGCCGCGACUCGCUCUGCGCACUGGCGCGCUACUGUGUGCCGGACUCGGCCAUCGAAGAGGCGCUCAAGGCUGGCAAGGGUGCCGCCGAGACGCAGCUGGGCGGCAUGCUUUCGCUCAUCUCCGACGCUCUCGGACGCCAGGCGAUCCGCUACAGCCACGCCCGGCCCGAGGUCCUCGCAGUGCUCUCUGCGCUCGUCACUCGUCUGCGCUACCGGCCUACGGCAGCUGCGGGCAAGCAACGCGCUCUGCCGGCCGCUGCCAAGCUCCUCAUGCCACUGGUCUCCAUCGUCGCCGAGCUGCGCGUCGAGCCUGCAUUCGACCACCGCGAGGCGGCAGACGGCGUGCUUGGCGCUGCCGUGGAGGUCUGCGGUCCGCGCACCUUCCUCGAGACGCUGCCGCUCGGCCUGCUGGGCGAGAACGACGCCACUGGCGGUCGUGCCUGGCUGCUGCCGCUGAUGCGCGGUCGCAUCACCAACACGGAGCUGGAGCACUUCACUGGCACGAUGGUGCCGCUGUCCGAGGCGCUCUUCAACCGCCGUGCCCAGGCAGAGGAGCUCGGCCAGGACGGCAAGAUGAAGCGGCCGGUGGAGGCCAAGGUGUUCGAGGCGCUCACCGAGCAGGUCUGGGCGCUCUUCCCGGGCUACUGCGACCUGCCCGUCGAUCUCACUUCUGCGCUCUCGCCCCACUUCAUCGAGCUGCUCGCCAACGUGCUCUACACGCAGCCCACGCUGCGGCCAUCCGUCUGCCGCGGCCUGCAGGUCCUCGUGGAGCGCAACGAGGCGCUUGCGUCGUCGGGCGCGCCCGCCGACGUCCUGCGCGCCAGCUUCGGUCUGGACCAGGACGCCGGCCGCAAGAACAUCGCACACCUCGCCGACCUUGCGCCGAAUCUGCUCGCCGUCUUCUCGAACAUCUUCAGUCAGAGCCCGGGCGAGAGCCGCGGCUACGUGGCCGAGGUACUCGCGGCGUACCUGCGCGUAAUGAAGCCGGCCGACGUCGCCAGCACAUACGCCAAGAUCGUGGGCAUGCUCCGCUCCUCGCUGCCGACGCUCGUGCCGGCACACGACCGCGAGACUGGGCCGAAGGUCGUGCCGCCGGUGCCGCACACGAUGCUGGAUCUCCUGAUCGUGCUGCUCCCCUUCCUGGACGCCAGCAAGCCCGACUCGGAGGCGUCGCAGCUGUUCGACCUCGCCACCGAGGACGAGCUGAUGCGCGCCAAGGACGCAGGCCUGCAGAAGAAGACCUACCGCAUCCUGGCUCGCCUCAUCGACGGUCCGCGCGGCGUGGCGGUACUGCGUCUGCCCUCGACUGCCGAGGGCGGCGAGGGUGCCGGUCGCGUCGGCGAGCUGCUGGCAAAGCUGCGCGACUCGACAGCGAACGUCGUGGCGGGUGCCAAGCGCGACCGUGUGGCGCUGCUGGCUGCACUCGUCCCGCGCAUUCCGGCCACGGAGCUGCACUUCCUGCCGUCGAUCAUCCCUGAGGCGGUGCUCGCCACCAAGGAGACGAACCAAGGCACGCGCGAGCUGGCCUACGACCUGCUCGUGGCGAUGGGCCACAAGAUGGACGCAGGAGGCUCCAUCAAGCGCGGCCUCGUGGAGGGCGCGGCAGGGGAGGAGGCGGACGAAGACAUGGAGGGCGGCCAGGCUGCUGCUCCGGCUCCGGCCGCCGUCAGCGAAGAGGUCGCAGCGGCCUCCGUCAACGAGUACAUGACCAUGGUCGCCGCUGGUCUUGCCGGCUCGACGCCGCACAUGAUCAGCGCAUCGAUCACGGCGCUCUCGCGCCUCGUAUACGAGUUCCGCGCGGACGUGCCGGUCGAGACGCUGCACGAGCUGCUCUCCACGAUCGAGGUCUUCAUUCGCUCGGCCAACCGCGAGAUCGUCAAGUCCGCGCUCGGCUUCGUGAAGGUCGUGAUCGUCAGCCUGCAGGCGUCCAUCGUCGACGAGCACCUGCCGGUGCUCAUUCCGGCGCUCUUUGGCUUCAGCCCGCAGCACCGCCAGCACUUCAAGUCCAAGAUCCGGCACAUCUUCGAGCGUCUGCUGCGGCGCUUCGGCUUCGAGCGCGUCGUCAGUCUGACGGGCGAGGAGGACAAGAAGCUGCUGAACAACAUCCGCAAGCGCAAGGAGCGGGCCAAGAGACGCAAGAACUCUGCUGAGGACGGCGAGCGGGCUGCCGACGAUGAUGACGACGCUGGUCCUGGCAUCGGCGCGCGUGCACUCAAGUCGCACGGCGUCGACGCCUUCGAGGAGGCCAUCUACGGCUCCGAGUCGGACCUGUCCGACAGCGACGACGACAAUGCCGGAGACGGUGCGGAGGCACUUGCGCAGCGCGCAUCAGACGCGCGAGGCGCUAAGGGCGGCAAGAAGGGCCAGCAGCCCGUCAAGCCGAAGAAGACGCGCCGGCAAGAGGAGGAGACGUACAUCCGCGAGGACGACGACGUGCCCAUGGACCUGCUCGACCGCUCGGCUGCGGCAGGUGGCAUCUCCACUGCUCGGGCCACGUCCGGCAACGGCAAAGCGGCACGCGCCCGCAGACCCGGCCAGGAGGCUGCCACGUUCGAGCUCGACGAGGCCACGGGGCGCAUGCUCAUCAACGAUCCGGACAGCGCCUCGGGCCAGGCUGCCGACCCGGCUAGUGUGGACGUCGAUGGCGCAGGCCGUGCGUACACCGAUCGCGAGCGCGGCACGCACGGUGUCACGAUGCGCGACGGCGUGGUGCGCGUCAACAAGAACAACAAGCGCAACCGGGCGGAGGACGAGCUGCUCGACGAGGAGCAGAUGGCCGUCGAGGCCGCAGCCGAGGGCGCCCAGGACGCGGCCAAGGCCAAGCGCAAGAAGAAGGCGCCGCAGGCCAUCGGCGCCGCGUACGCCGCCAAGCGCGCACAGGGCGACGUCAGCCGCAAGGGCGCGCCCUCGCCCUUCGCGUACGUCCCGCUCGGCCAGGUGGCGGGCAAGAAGGGCGCGCGCGCCGACAAGAUGGACAUCACCGGCAAGGGCAAGAAGGGCCCGCGCGGUCGGUCGUAG
Tilletiopsis washingtonensis is the source of this 4379-nucleotide messenger RNA. Its product is annotated as NUC173-domain-containing protein. The coding region runs from base 39 to 4379 and encodes 1446 amino acids. The transcript is spliced from 2 exons. The record is from RefSeq and is a predicted model, not a curated record. NCBI's taxonomy places the organism in Eukaryota, Fungi, Basidiomycota, Exobasidiomycetes, Entylomatales.